Molecule: messenger RNA, 3219 nt
Organism: Ostreobium quekettii
Lineage: Eukaryota; Viridiplantae; Chlorophyta; Ulvophyceae; Bryopsidales; Ostreobiaceae
Source: the annotation of a GenBank genome assembly
AUGAAAGACGCUGCAUUCAUUGACAGUGCUGCGCCAAUCCAAGAUGCAGUGCUCAUAGAGGACCCAAGAGGGUGCGAUGAUAACUGCCUCUUGCUUUGCUGUGGGCAAGCACCUUGCGGUACACUGCGGAGGGCGAACCUUGCAGCAGGCAUCGUUCCAGUGCUUCUGGAAGGCCCAAUGGUUCAGGAAGGCGCCAGCCUGCUCCCUCUGAAGGCGAAUGUCGCUGACGACGGGCACUCCUACCUGUGCUUCUCCCAUUCCGCUGCGUCUCGAACGGACGUCUUGUGGAUCGCAGAUGAUCACUUUCGGCCUGUGCACCUGCCUGGCGUUGCUGAGGAGUCCAGCACCCUUGGAAUAUGGGCGACCCCUGGGGGACUUGUGCAGGUAACCCCCGGAGAGGUCAGGUUGGUGCAGAUUGGGCUGCCUGAUGCUGGGCUACGGGCAUGGGAAGCGCCAGGGUCAAUCUCCCACGCAGAUGCAGUGGACAGCUUGCUGGCCAUUGCCAUGGGUGCCGACAUCAUCGUCAUGGACCUCGCGCAGUGCCUGGGCCCUGUGAAUCAGACAUCCCUGAACCAGCAGAUCUCAGCCUUGGCUCUGCUGCAGAUGUGUCCCAACCCUGCCGAUUCCCUUCAGGACACUGGUGCGACAUCCUCCUCUGGUCAGAGCCAAGACCACUUGUUUGUGGCGGUGGGAACCUGGGUGUCGAAUUCGGUAAGCCUGCUGAGGACUGGCAGCCUUAAAGAGGAACUGUCUUUCAGUUUGGGGGACGAGCAGCCCCGCUCGCUGGCGCUGCUGCGUGUGCCAGGGUCUCUUUACAUCGUGGUGGGCACCAGCACUGGCACGGUGGUGAUCGGAGGAGUGGAUAUGGCCAGGAAGACAGUGGGCCUGCUGCAUGCUGUGAAGCUUGGCUCAACGGCCAUAGAUCUGUUUCCUGUUGCAGCGCAUGGCGAGACACCAGGUCACCUGAUCGUGCAUGGCUCUGAGGCAGCCUUGUUGCGGCCAUCAUCCUAUACCAGCCAACGCCACGAUGCACAGCUGGAAUUGAGAGAUGCAGUUGAAGCGGUACGGCUGCACUUGGGGAAGGGCUGUGCUGCGCUGGCGCCCAUCCACACUGCGGCCAUUCCACAAGGCCUGGCAUGGGUGUCCCUGGAGAAGAAGCUGAUGUUUGGGUUGGUGGACCCCAAAGCGAGGCUCCGUUGGUCGUCUGCUGUGAUUGGAGACACCCCCCUGCACGCAGCAUAUCACAGGACCACAAAGUGCCUCGUCGUGCUGGCUGAGGAUUACGACGGUCAUCACUUUAUGCGUCUCGUCGACAGUGCCUCGCUGUGCCUUGUUGGCAGUCAGAGAUUGGAUGCUGUGCACAGGCAUUGUGGCGUCCUGGUCGCAGACCUGCCCUGUUCGUCAGCAACGAUGCAGGAGGGAGCAGAUUGCGAGUCAGGAGGGGCAACCCGGUGGAAAGAAUUCAUCGUGCUGUGGUCAUACCUGGUGGUCAGGGAAGAAGACGACCCUGGACUGGAGGGCACUCAAGGGCUCCUGUCCGUGUUCGAAAUCGCUCGGAGUCUAGAGAGGGGCGGCGAUUUCGUCAGAUACAGCCUAAAGCUGCAUGGCACUUGCCCUCUCCCUUCCGUGCCCCACGCCUGCACAGUCGUCCAACCCGGCCGUUGGGCUGACGAGGACUGCAGCGGCCAGGAGGAGCCUGGCCAGGACUCUGCAUGGCACAUCACCCCCGUCCUGAUCUCGAGUGGACCCCAGGGUCCGGAUGUGGGCAACAUGGGCGGGGGCGGUCAUCGAAGGCCGGACCUCAAAGAGAAGCAGGACUGGCCCGUCCUUCUCGUGGGCUGCCACGACGGGGUCAGGGCCUACAGGCUGUUCGUGGACGACGCCUGCGAGGCCGGGCGGCGGGCCGUGGAAGAGGGCCUCAGGGCUCUGUCGAAUUACGCAGAGCGCGUGCCUGAGGCUCCGCUGGAUGGGACGAGUGCCCAGGAGGACGGGCAGCCAGCGGCCGAUUCCUCCGCCCCCUCCCCCUCCAAGGUGGCCCCCCCGCCGUCCCUGGAGGUGGAGAUGGGCGAUUCCCUCCGCGCCGCCAUCGAGCACACCAGGGCGGCCGUGAUGCGGGACUGGCGCCAGAGGCUGAACGUCAUGUUGGUGGGCAGCGCCCAGGCACACUCCCAGUCCACUGUGGUGUCCCUGGCUUCCGUGGACAACCUGGUGCUGGCGACCGAGUUCCUGGGCUCCGUCACGGUCUUCCGCGGCGACUUCACGGUGCGGCACGAGAAGCGCCAGUCCCUGCUCUGGGCGCCGCUGAUCCCCAUUUCCGCGGAUCUGAACCCCAUCUUCGUGCAGGCGCUCAUGCCGAUCUCGCGGUGCGCCUUCCUGGCCGCGGUGCACCCGGACGGGCUGGUGAUCCUGCAUCAGGAUAUGUUCGCUGAGGAGGCCCAGGCUGAGGCGUGGCGCCGCGAGCUGAUCUCCAACUUCGAGUCGGGGAGGGAGGCUGGGGGGGCGGGGACGUCGUGGGUGAAGGUGGACUACCCGCACGGGCCGGGGAUCUGGCGAGGCGAUCCCCAAGGCCCGGGGGUUGGGGAGGGGGGCGAGGACGACGAUGGAGGGGAGAGCGAUGAGGAUGGCGAGGAGGGCCGUGGCUUGAGGCCCCCGCUGCCCAGCAUGCCCGCCGUGCAGCCCCUGAUGGUGGGCGCGUCGUGCCGGCUGCAGCAGUCGAUCGCGGGUUUUUGCUGCGGGGGCCUGGGCCUGCGGUUGAGAUCCGUGGCGGAACGCGCGUCGGCGAGGCUGCUUGGCGCCGGCUUUGACGACUCUGUCCCGUCCAGUGGCAUGGUCGACUGGACGGAGCACAGCACCUUCAUUUACUACACGGACGGCGGGGCGGUUGGCGUGUGCCAUCCCAUCGCGAAGGACGACGGGGAGUCUUUGAUGCGGCUGCAGCUGUCGUCGUCCGAGCUGCGCGCCCACCCCGGGGAUGCCAAGGCCGCCACGGGCCACAGACGCGCCGACGCGUGGGAGUUUCGGCCGGAGGCGCUUGGCGAGGAGGGGCAUUGGGAGGCCGGGCUGGCCGCCAACGCCGUCGAUGGGGACUCGGUGGAGGCGCUGGUCGCGGACGGGGGUGCGCUGGAGAGGGUGGCGGAGCGCGCGGGGCUGGAAGGCAAUGCCAGGGCCAAGGCUCUCUCCUGCGUAGAGGACCUGAUGGCCGGGGGAGGGUACUGGUGA